GCUCCACACUAUCCGCUAACUAUUCGCAAUCGACCGACGUCUUGGUUGUUGGACUUGGGUUAUAAUGACUUGACUUCUGCUAAAUGAACCCGUGGACUACUAGUAUAAGUUAUAAGUGGCGUAUUAUCAAGAGUUCCGUAAGGACAAGUAGCGUCGAGUGAGAGUUUUUUGUGCGUUGUGCUGCGCCGCGGCGUGAUGGAGAAGCAGUCGAGGUGGUCCUCGGAGCAGCGCUCCGAGCAGCACUCGGAGCAGCACUCGGAGCGGCGCGUGCAGCAGGAGCGCGUGCAGCGCACCGAGCACCACUACUCGCGCCAGAUGAUGACCCAGCACCAGGUGGAAAGCACCGGGGGCGACCGUCUGGCUAUCGCAUCGGGCAGGCCCGGCGAUCCCUCGCCGCCGAUAUUCGAGCAAAUCUUUAAGAAUGCGAGAUUUGCGCAAGGCGGCAAUGCUAAGUUCGAGGGGAAACUUCGCGGAAACCCCACGCCCGUCGUCUCGUGGACCAGAAAGAAGGCCCCGCUGGUAGAGUGCAACAAGUACAGCAUGAGCUACAACGAGCAGACCGGCGACGUGUCGCUGCUCAUCAAGCAGAUCGGGCCUGGCGACGAGGGCGAGUACACCUGCACGGCCCGCAACCAGUACGGAGAGGCCAUCUGCUCCGUGUACAUCCAGCCCGAGGGCGUGCCCGUCCCCGCACAUCAAACCUCGCAGCAGCACCAGAGCUAUCGCCACGUCAGUGAGAGCGUCGAGCACAAAUCCUACGGCACCCAGGGCUACAGCUCGGAACAGACACGACAGACACAGAAAGUAGCCUACACCAACGGAUCCGACUACUCCUCCACCGAGGAUUUCAAAGUAGACACAUUCGAAUACAGACUCUUGAGGGAGGUCUCCUUCAGAGAAACUAUCACGAAAAGAUACGUAGGAGAAACCGACAUUCACAUUAGCACAGAAAUCGAUAAAUCACUUGGUGGUGUGUCUCCACCGAAAAUUGCACAGAAACCAAGGAAUUCCAAAUUACAGGAGGGAGCAGACGCUCAAUUCCAAGUGCAAUUAUCGGGCAACCCCAGGCCGCGAGUAACGUGGUUCAAGAACGGGCAGAGGAUAGUCAAUUCGAACAAGCACGAAAUCGUAACGACACAGAAUCAUACGACACUUAGGGUAAGAAACACACAAAAGUCUGAUAAUGGCCACUACACAUUACUGGCCGAGAACCCUAACGGAUGCGUUGUCACUUCGGCGUAUCUAGCUGUAGAAUCUCCUCAAGAAACUUAUGUACAGGAUCACAAAUCUCAAUACAUUAUGGAUAGCCAGCAGACAGGGAUCGAAGAAAGAGUAGAAAUUAGUGAAAAAGCUCUUGCUCCGCAAUUUGUAAGAGUCUGCCAAGACCGAGAUGUCACGGAAGGCAAAAUGACGCGAUUCGAUUGCCGCGUCACAGGCAGACCUUACCCAGAAGUCACGUGGUUCAUUAACGAUAGACAAAUUCGAGACGAUUAUAAUCAUAAGAUAUUAGUAAACGAAUCUGGUAAUCAUGCACUUAUGAUUACAAACGUCGAACUCAGUGACAGUGGCGUAGUGACGUGCAUUGCGCGCAACAAGACUGGAGAAACGUCUUUCCAAUGCAGACUGAACGUUAUCGAGAAGGAGCAAGUAGUAGCUCCGAAGUUCGUAGAGCGCUUCAGCACGAUGAACGUGCGGGAAGGUGAGUCCGUCGUGCUGAGAGCGCGCGCAGUCGGCACCCCUACGCCACGGAUCACAUGGCAGAAGGACGGCGUUCCGAUUAUACCCAAUCCAGAGUUACGAAUCAACACCGAUGGUGGGGCCUCGACGCUGGACAUCCCUCGAGCCAAGGCGUCGGACGCGGCAUGGUACCAGUGCACCGCCCAGAACGUCGCAGGCUCCACCGCCACUCGGGCGAGGCUCUACGUUGAAGUGCCGAAAGAGCCGCCGCCUGAACAGAAGCGUCUUCACUUACCGCGGCCUACGAAAAUCAUUGAGCCAGAGCCAGCUCCUGGACCAGAAAUCAUAUAUUUGAGGCACGUGGAAAGAGCAAGACCUUACAUUCCUCCGGGCGAGGAGGAUCGCGUCUAUCCUCCGCCACAGUUUAUUGUGCCACUCAAAAGCGUCACGCAGAUGGAGGGUGGCAAAAUUCACUUUGAGACGAGGAUAGAACCCGUUGGCGAUCCAACGAUGAAGAUAGAAUGGCUGAAGAACGGACAGAGUAUCGAAGCCAGUUCAAGGUUCACGUCAAUAUUCCGAUUUGGUUACAUUUCUCUCGACAUGCUCAGUCUCAACAUUCAAGAUAGCGGCGAGUACACUUGCCGUGCUAUAAGCGCGACCGGCGUUGCCGAGACCAAAGCUUUCUUACAAGUUACACCGCGCGCUACGAUCGAAAGGACGAGCCAACACCCAGAGAGUUUGCAGUACAUUCAACAGCUUGAAGACUACUCUAGGUACCAACACCAAGAAUCAAUAGAGGAACAAACUUCACAAAGGCCACAAUUUAUCAGGCCCUUACAAGAACUCGGCGAACUUCAAGAAGGAAGGAACGCUCAUUUCGAGGGACAGCUCACGCCUGUGAGCGACCCUACAAUGAGAGUCGAGUGGUACAAGGAUGGCAGACCCAUUACAGCCAGCUCGCGAAUCACGUCAAUCUUCAACUUCGGUUACGUCUCCCUAAACAUCAUGCACCUACGGGCUGAAGAUGCAGGUUCGUACACAGUGAGGGCUGUAAACAAACUGGGCGAAGCUGUCAGUACGGCGUCUAUUAGAGUAGCAGCUAGAAGUACUGUGACUGCUGACCUCGGAAUACCUGAACAGCGACGAUACAUCGAAAAGACUGAGCAGUUAGAAGCCUACCAGCAACAACAACACCAAAAAUACUAUCAGGAAGUUCCUGAAAGCACUCAAAAACCAGAGUUCAAGACUCCGAUCAGGGAUCAAAUUAAUAUUAAAGAAGGAGGCUUCGCGCACUUCGAAGCACGUCUUGAACCUGUCGGAGAUUCAACUUUGAAAGUAGAAUGGUUGAAGGAUGGACGCCCAGUUGAGGCGAGUUCUAGAAUAACUACAUUUUUCAAUUUCGGAUAUGUAGCAUUAACAAUUAAGUCAGUAACCGUCCAUGACGUCGGCCACUACACUUGCCGAGCUUACAACGCUCUUGGACAAGCUACUACAAGCGCCAAAUUAACAAUUGUUACAAAGAAAGAUAUAAUUGCUGAAUCUCAGCAUCCUGGCGGACUUGAAAAGAUUCAGCAUCUUGAAGAUUCAAGCAGAUACAUGAGGCGGUCUGAGGAGGAAGUUAAAGUAACUCAAAAGCCUCGUUUCUUGGGACCAUUAAAGGGAACAAAUAAGAUUGUCGAAGGCCAGGGUGCUCACUUUGAAGCCAGAGUAGAGCCUCAGAGCGACUUAACAAUGACUGUGGAGUGGUAUUUUAAUGGUAAGCAGAUUAAGUCUGCCAAUCGCAUACAAACAUAUCACGAUUUUGGAUACGUUGCGUUGGAUAUCUCUAGUGUCCGCGCAGAAGACUCCGGUGUCUACACUGUAGUCGCUCGUAAUGCAGCUGGAGAAGCGCAACUCAGCGCUUCUAUGACCGUUGAAACCCGCUCAAGCAUCGACACUUCCAGCAUUCACAGAGGCUUAUACGAGAAAACAAGGCAAAUGGAAGAAUCAAAAUUCGUGGAGCCUAUGUACGUAAUUGAAGAAAUUUCGAAAUCGAAACCAGUAUUUGUGCAACCUCUGACUGAUCCAAAGCCAGUAUCUGAGGGAAAAAAUAUUCAUCUUGAGUGCCGUCUCGAGCCUAUGGGUGACCCAACAAUGAGAGUGGAAUGGUUCCACAAUGGUCGCGCUGUAACAGUCGGCUCUCGAUUUAGAACGUACUACGACUUUGGUUUCGUAGCACUGGACAUAAUUCACGCAACAUCUGUAGAUACCGGCGAGUACACAGUAAGGGCUGUGAACCAUCUUGGUUCAGCCCACACUUCAGCUAUGGUCCGAGUCAUUGAAAGAUCGGAUAUUGUGACCGACACACAGAAUGAACAAGCCGUCGAACAAAUUCAAAUGCUGGAAGAUGCUGCAAGGAGAAACCGACAAGUUCAGGAGGACAUCACCGUCAUGCAAGCACCUCAAUUCUCUAGAGCGUUACAUAACAUUGAAACAGUUGAAGGCACCAACGUGCAUUUGGAAUGUAGACUGCAGCCAGUGGGCGAUCAAACCAUGCGAGUAGAGUGGUUCUGCAACGGCAGACCUAUUAAGACUGGUCACAGGUUCAGACCAGCUUACGAGUUUGAUUAUGUAGCGCUUGAUCUCUUAAGCGUGUACCCAGAAGAUUCCGGUGUAUACACGUGCCAGGCCACUAAUCAACUCGGCGAAGCAGUCACAUCUUGCGCAUUACGUGUGAUUGCCAAGAAAGAUUUGAUAUUUGACUCUCAACAUCCAUCGGGUCUUGAGAAAAUUCAAUACUUAGAAGAUACUUCACGUUACAAGAAAUCUGAGGUUAUUGAUGAAUCCAUAAACAUUAAACCUCACUUUGUAACUAAACCCAAAUCAAUUGAAAAUGUGGUCGAAGGACAUCACGUCCAUUUCGAGUGCAAGCUGGAACCAGUUACAGACUCAAAUCUAAAGGUAGAGUGGUUCAAAAAUGGUAAACCAGUGACUAUCGGGCAUAGGUUUAGGCCUAUCCAUGAUUUCGGCUAUGUAGCGUUAGAUAUUAUUGAUCUGAUUGCAGAAGAUUCUGGAAUUUACACAUGUAGAGCUGUCAACUUAGUAGGCAGUGACGAGGUAAGCUGCAGGUUGACGUGUCGUGGGACUGCAGAUAUAAUAAGAGCUACUCAAAAUGAGGCUGGCUUAGAACAGAUCCAGGUUCUCGAGGACAGAUCCAGAUACCACAGAUCAGAUGUCAUGGAUGAAAUCACAACACAAGCGCCAAUUUUCACAACUUCCUUAAAGAAUAUUGAAAUCAAAGAAGGUCAACGCGCCCACUUCGAGUGCAGAUUGAUCCCAGUAUCAGACCCGACUAUGAAAGUAGAGUGGUAUCACAAUAACAAACCACUAAAAAGCGGUUCAAGGUUCACCGAAACUAAUAAUUUCGGGUUUGUGGCUCUGGAUAUUAUGUCGUGUUUGCCUGAAGACUCAGGUACAUACACUUGUAGGGCUAUUAACGCUCUUGGGGAAGCAGUCACUUCUGGAAUCGCUAUAGUCCAUUCUAAGAAAUCAAUUUAUUUGGAAUCGCAGCACGAAGGUGCAUUGCCAAGAUUGAAUCAGCUGGAAGAUACAUCGAGAUAUCAACGUCAUAGUGCACAAGAAGAGUUCACCACUCAAGCACCAGUAUUCACUAUGCCAAUGAAAGACAUUAAGGUGGCUGAAAACCAGGCAGCUCACUUUGAAGCUAGACUUAUUCCCGUUGGAGAUCCUAAAUUACGGGUAGAAUGGCUCCGAAACGGUGUACCCAUUGAAGCAUCUAACCGUUUAACCACCAUGCACGAUUUCGGAUAUGUCGCACUUAAUAUGAAGUAUGUGAACCCAGAGGAUUCCGGAACCUACACGUGCCGUGCUAUCAAUGAACUGGGAGAGGCUGUGACGUCAUCAACAUUAUUUGUUCAAUCUAAAGCCUCUCUGCAAUUGGAAUCUCAGCAUGAGAGUGCUCUGGAGAAAAUACAGCAGCUCGAAGACUCCUCUCGCUAUCAACGUAGAGAAGAUGUCGAGAUAGCCGUUAACCAGGCACCUAGGUUCAUCACUCAACUGAAUGGUCCUUCUAGACUUGUUGAAGGCCAGAGCGCUCACUAUGAGUGCCGCAUUGAGCCUUACCCUGACCCGAACAUGCGAGUUGAGUGGUAUUUUAACGGGAAGGUCCUGCAGAGUGGUCACAGGUACCGCACUGCUUACGAUUUCGGAUUUGCUGCUCUUGAUAUACUGACAGUAUACGGCGAAGACUCUGGUGAAUACACAUGCAAGGUUAUUAACAAUCUGGGCCAGGCUAUGUCUUCUAUUAAAUUAAACGUUCAAUCCAAGGAAUCUAUCAUUAGAGACACUCAACAUGAGAGCGCACUUGAAAAAAUUCAGUACCUUGAAGAUGACAGCAGAUACAAACGAGUGGUUCGUGACGAGAGCUUUAUCGCCGAAAAGCCACAGUUUGGCAAGCCCCUGAAGAAUGCACAAGUAGCUGAGGGCCAGCCGGUACAUUUGGAAGCUACGCUCACCCCUGUCAAUGACCCUACGAUGCGCGUUGAAUGGUACUGUAACGGCAGACCAGUUCAACAAGGUCAUCGUUUCAAGACAACUUAUGACUUUGGUUACGUUGCAUUAGAUAUUCUGUAUGCUUAUGGUGAAGAUACUGGCACCUACAUGUGUAAGGCUACUAAUGCCGUUGGUGAAGCUGUAACCACCAGCUCUGUAAAAGUAGACGCCAAAUCCGGAUUAUAUCUGGAUACACUUGAUGAACAACGAUUGAAGAAGAUUCAAGAACUAGAAAGAUAUGAAAGACCUAAAGCUGUAGAAGAAGAGAAACCGGGGCAAAAGCCUGUCUUCUUGACAGCUCUUACUAGCCUUGAGAACCUCAAAGAAGGAGAUCAUGCCCACUUUGAAUGCAGAGUAGAACCUAUAAAUGAUCCUGACUUAAAACUGGAAUGGUUCCUCAAUGGGCAAAAGAUUAGAGCCGGUCACAGGUACAGAACGACACAUGACUUUGGUUACGUCGCGUUAGAUAUUCUGUACACUUAUUCUGAGGAUUCUGGAACUUACAUGUGUAAAGCAACAAACAAGCUCGGUGAAGCAGUCAACACAUGCACGUUGAAGGUUGCAGGGCACAGGAGUAUUAUUUUGGAUACUCAACAUCCAAAUGGUCUUGAGAAAAUUAGACAGCUCGAAGCACAAGGUCACCACACAAGAUUAGAAGUGGAGGAGCCCAAAAUUAGCCCACCACGAUUUGUUACUGAACUUAGAGGAACAACACAUGUUUUCGAGGGUAAAACAGCUCACUUCGAAUGCCAGGUUGAACCUGUACAUGAUCCUAAUUUGCGCAUUGAAUUUUAUCACAACGGUAAAGCCCUGCAAUCUGCCUCACGGUUCCAUAUCACUUUUGAUUUUGGUUACGUGUCAUUGGAUAUUCAACACUGUGUCCCUGAAGAUGCUGGCGAAUACUCAGUGAAGGCAAUCAACGCCCUUGGACAAUGCACUUCCUCGAUAUCCAUGACAGUAACCGCAAAAGGUAGUAUUUUAUCGGAAUCUCAACGUCCCGAAGGCUUGGAGAAGAUCCGAGAGCUAGAAUCAGCAGAACCAUUUAAGCGGCCUGAAAUCCCGGAACCAGUAACAAGGCAGAGGCCUGUCUUCACACAGCCUCUACAGAACAUCGACAACAUUCAAGAAGGACAAACAGCGCACUUUGACUGCAGACUAAUUCCUGUUGGCGACCCCACACUCAAAGUGGAAUGGUUCAGAAAUGAGAAACUCAUUGAAGAUAGUUCUAGAAUUACGAAGACUCACGACUUCGGCUAUGUGUCUAUGACAAUAACUCACGUACGCGAUGAAGAUGAAGGCGUCUACAUGUGCAGAGCAUCUAAUUUACUAGGUGAAGCAGUAACGACAGCUGCUAUGCGAAUCAGAACCAAAGCAGCUAUACAACUGGACACACAGCAUCCAGAAGGCAUGAAGAAGAUACAACAAUUGGAACAGCCUCACCCCAGGAGAGCUGACGAGCCUGACCGAGAGUUUGAGAAGCCCAUUUUCACUCAGGUUUUGACAGGACCUUCCGAACUAUGGGAGGGUCAACACGCCCAUUAUGAAGCACGUGUUGUACCCGUCGGCGACCCUAGUCUCCGAUUUGAAUGGUACAUCAAUGGCGUAGAACUGAAAAUGGGAUCAAGAUUCCGCACUACACACGAUUUCGGAUUCGUUACUUUGGAUAUCAACUCUGUGGUCGCAAAUGAUGCCGGAUUGUAUAUGUGCAAGGCUAUCAACAGGGCAGGUAGUACAGUUUCCUCUACUUCUUUGAAGGUGAAGACUAAAUCAACUAUAGUAGAUCAAGCCAUGCGUCCAGAGUCCUGGGAACAGAUUCAGCUAAAAGAAGCUGCGAUGAAUAGAGUACCUGAAAUGUUUGUGGACACUGGAGUCCAGCAAGCUCCUAUUUUCACUACUCACCUCAAGAGCUACGACAAACUUGUGGAAGGCCAACAUGUCUACCUCGAAGCUCAGGUAGAACCGAGAACUGAUCCAAACCUAAGGAUUGAAUGGUUCAAGAACGGUGUAUCUCUGACAACGGGAUCGAGAUUAAAGAGUACUUUCGACUUUGGAUUGGUUACACUGUCUAUCAAUGGCUUGAGAAUCGAUGAUUCUGGCAUUUACACAUGUAAAGCUACCAAUUUGAUGGGUGAGGCUGUAUCUACAGCUUCGAUUAAGAUUGAAGAUCGUCACUGGCUUCUUGGCGAAUCACUUCAUCCUGAAUCCUUGGAUAGGAUCGGUGCCCUUGAGCAACCUAAAUCUGCAAAACCAGAAUCACCUGAACCUAACUACGAAAUCCCAGUAUUUAUAUCUCAUUUGAAUAAUAUUUUGUGCAAAGAGGGUGACAAUAUUCACUUCGAGUGCAACGUUGAACCAUCUCGAGACCCCACCCUUAAGAUCGAAUGGUUCUUUAAUAAUAAGCCCCUACCUUCAGGUACUAGGUACAAGAGCACACAUGAUUUUAGUUACGUGUCUUUGGAUAUUACUCAUACAUAUGAAGAAGACUCAGGUAUUUACACUUGCAAAGCUACAAAUAACAAAGGAUCCGCUACCACUUCAGGCUCCCUAAGAUGCACAGGGGACAAAAAUAUUUUCUUUGAUACCCAGCACCCACAAGGAAAAGCUGGUUUGGAAGCCGUUGAACAAGCUGAAGAAGCAAGGCUUUCUAAAGGUAGAAGAACGUCAGUACCUGAUACUGAAUAUCCCAAACCUGAAUGGGUUGUCCCAAUUUCAGCCGAACAUCAAUUAAUAGAAGGUCAAGCGCUUCACUUGGAGGGCCAAGUAGAACCUAAGAACGAUCCUGACCUAAAGAUUGAAUGGUACUUCAAUGGUAAAAUACUGGAACAAGCUUCGAGAUUCAAACUUACCAGCGACUUCGGUUUUGUGACAUUAGACUUAACAGACGUGUAUGAAAGAGACAGUGGAAUUUACACUUGCAAAGCUUACAACAAGAGAGGUGAGGCCUUUACAUCUUCGACUGUUUAUUGCACUAGUAAGGAAAAUCUAAUAGAAAGGACUCAACAUCCUAAAGGAACUGAAGGAUUGGAAAAGAUUCAAAAUCUGGAAGAUUCUUUGCGUCGUGAGCCUGGUCAGAAACCCGACGAUGACACAGGAAGAGCACCUGAGUUUACAACUGUCUUUAAAGACAUUGUUGAUAUCAGCGAAGGACAAAUUGCUCAUUAUGAAGCAUCACUGAUACCAACAGGUGACCAAAGUAUGGUAAUUGAAUGGUUCUAUAACGGCAAGACAAUUGAAGCAAGUCACCGCAUCCGAACAGUGUAUGCGUUUGGUAUGUGUGUCCUUGAAAUAUUGGGCACUAAGACUACUGAUUCUGGAACCUAUUCCUGCAGGGCCACAAAUAGGUGGGGCCAAGCUGAAAUAAGCGUAAAACUUGAAUGCGUUGAUAAGAGCAAAGGACAAAAACCGAAGUUCACUACACAUAUACAAAGCAUUGAAGGUCUUAAGGAUGGCCAAUCCGCACACUUUGAAUGUACAGUUAUACCUGUGGAUGAUCCAGACAUGAAGAUUGAAUGGUACCAUAAUGGCCAACCACUUCGUCACUCUACAAGAAUAAAAACAGUAUCCGAUUUUGGAUUCGUUGUUAUGGACAUUGCUUAUACGCAAAACCAUGAUACUGGAGAAUAUGUAUGCCGAGCUUAUAACAAAUACGGGGAAGAUUUCACUAAGGCUACCAUUAACUGCUAUGGCAGAAGUGGAGUCUACUUGGACAGCUUGCAGCCUGACUCUCUGGCCAAGAUUAGGGAAUUAGAAAGCAUGCAGGGGGCACAGCAACAGGCGCCAUCAGCAGCAUCUGCCGAACCGCCAAAAUUCUUGACCCAAAUACAAGAUGUUACAAAGUUAGUAGAAGGUCAGAGUGCACACUUUGAAGCUAGACUAAUACCAGUUGAUGAUCCAGAUCUGAAAGUAGAAUGGUUCUACAACGGCAAGAAGUUACCACAUGGACAUAGAUACAGGACUUUCCAUGAUUUCGGAAUUGUCAUAUUGGAUAUCUUAUACUGUUAUGAAGAAAAUUCUGGUGUUUACGAAUGUGUUGCUACGAACAAAUUGGGCAGAGACUCAACAAAGGCUACGCUCAAAUGUACAUCGAAGGAAAAUUUGAUCCUGGACUCGCAACUUCCGCGGGGCAUGGAAGGUGGUUUAGAAAAACUUCAAACCUUGGAGGAUUCAAUGAUUCGCAGAAAAGAUACUACGGUUGAGGAAGAAAGGGGCAAAGCGCCUGUCUUUACAGUUCCUCUGUCAAACAUAGACAACCUAAGAGAAGGAGAAAAUGCCCACUUUGAGGCGCGACUUACACCAACAGACGACCCUAAUCUUAAAGUGGAAUGGUACUGGAAUGGCAAGUCACUUAAGGCUGGAUCUAGAUUCAGAACGUUCUGCGAUUUUGGAUUUGUUAUUUUAGAAAUAUCUCCUACCUAUCCUGAAGACUCGGGAGAAUACCUAUGCCGCGCCUAUAAUAAUUAUGGUGAAGCUGUAACUACAGCAACUAUGAAGGUGCAAGGCAAACGCAAUAUUAUUCUAGAAUCUCAACUACCAAAGGGCAUGGAAGGAACAAUUGACAAAAUUGCUGCUCUCGAAGGCUACACUGGCACAGUCGACUCAAUGACACCUGAAGCGGAGAGUGGUAACCCUCCUGAAUUCAUCACAACUCCUUCUGAUCUUGUGCUCUCAGAGAACUCAUCGGCGCACUUCGAGUGUCGUCUAGUCCCUGUUAAUGACUCCAGCAUGAGAGUAGAGUGGUACCAUAAUGGAAAACCGCUUCUUACUGGAUCUAGAGUCAAAACCAUUAACGACUUCGGAUUUGUCAUAUUAGAAAUUGGCGGUGUUUACCAACGUGAUGCCGGUUUAUACACCUGCAAGGCUACUAACCGUCAUGGUGAAGCUACAGUAUCUUGCAAGUUACAAGUGAAAGGCAGACAAGGCAUAAUCUUGGAGCCUCAGCUACCAUCUCACUUUAAAUCAGGAACUGAAAGUAUCCAAAAGUUGGAGGAAACAUUACACAAACGAGAGGAAAUUCAAAUAGAAGAUGAAAAACCAAACCCUCCGCGAUUCACGGUAGAAAUCAAGGACAAUCUGGAUGUCCCAGAAGGUGGCCCCAUCCACUUCGACUGUCGUGUCGAGCCAGUUGGCGAUCCAACAAUGAGGAUCGAUUGGUUCUACAACGGUAGGGCAUUUGCGACUGGAUCUCGUGUACACAUGCUUAAUGACUUUGGUUUCAUAGCCUUAGACAUUGACUAUAUUUACGCUCGUGACGCUGGUGAGUACACUUGUCGCGCUACGAACAAGUGGGGCUCGGCAACUACUACAGCAAAGAUCACUUGCAGCGCAAAGCGCGAUAUUGUACUGGAAUCCCAGCUUCCGCAAGGCAUGAGUGGCGAAAAGAUCAAAGAGCUUGAAAGAGGACGUGUUACUGACGCUCCUAAAGAAGAGCCUGUGGUCAGCACGCCACCCAAGUUCAUUACACAGAUUCAGUCGCACACUGUCGAGGAAUCAGAAGGCGUUCGUUUCGAGUGCCGAGUGGAACCUAAGGAAGAUCCAAAACUUCGCGUCGAGUGGUACCGUAACGGAAAGCUGUUACCAUCGGGACACAGAUACCGUACAGUUUACGACAUGGGUUUCGUUUCUUUAGAUAUUUUAUACGUGUACGCGGAGGAUUCCGGCGAAUAUGUAUGCAGAGCAGUCAACGACUUCGGUGAAGAUUUUACCAAGGGAACUAUUUCCUGCAAGCAAUUGCCAGAUAUCAUCUUACAAAACCAAGUGCCACGCGGAAUGAAGAGGUCAGAAGCUUUGACUCAAAUGGAGGCUACAAUCAAGAAAUACACUUCGGAAAUAUUCUUGACGGAAGAUGAUUUGUACGAUGUUGACAAAAAGCAGCCACCUAGAUUUGUUACCCAAAUUCAAAGCCAAACAACACUUGUUGAAAUGGAGUCAACUAAGUUCGAAUGCCAAUUGGCACCCGUCGGAGACCCGAAUAUGAAAGUGGAAUGGUUCUUUAAUGGCAAACCAUUGCUGCACAAGAACCGAUUUACUCCAAUCUACGACUUUGGCUACGUGGCAAUGAACUUUGGAUGGGUAUACCCUGAGGACAGCGGCGAAUAUGUAUGCCGCGCUACAAACCUUUACGGCAUGGACGAAACUCGGGCCAUCAUCAAAACAGCCGGCAAGCCUGGCAUCGUUUACGAUUCUCAGCUGCCUAAACACAUGAAGAGUAUCGAGAAGAUUCGCGAAAUGGAAGCAGCAUGGCAAACGGCCCCUGAACCAAUGCCGGAUGAAACUAAGGCUCGGUCAGCGCCCGUUUUCGUGAGCCGACCGGACCCUGUAACAGUAGAAGAAGGCGAAUGGGCCCGCUUCCAAUGCCGUGUCACCGGCCACCCCAAGCCGCGUGUAAUGUGGCUGCUUAAUGGAAACACCAUUGUAAACGGUUCCAGAUAUAAAUUGACAUACGACGGAAUGUACCACUUUGACAUACCUAAGACCAGGCAAUAUGAUACUGGCAAGAUUGAAGUUAUCGCUAGGAGUUCCGUUGGCGAGGCUUUGGCUACGACCGAAUUAAAAGUAAUUCCGAGACACGACGAUUACAGAGGAGUCCUUAAGAAUGCUCCGAGACCUUGGUAUGAUGAGACGACACAACACCAACGCUCUGAAACUGAACUAGAAAAAACCUUCGAGGAAAGGCAAACUAUGCAACGACAGGGUGUCAUUGACCAUAGACCAGAACUGAAACCUAAAGUCAUUAAGGAGCCAGAAACUGAAUGGCAACAAACUGUUAAGAAGAAGAAGAGCGAAGAGUAUUACAACAAACUCCAGGAAUUAGAAAAUGAACAGGUUAUCAAAGAAAGCAGGAUGAGAGAAUCAACUCAUCAGUAUGCUAUCCCUGGAGAAAAAAUAGCAAGUAACUCCAUGGCCAGGGGUAUGGCUCAGAAGUACGAGGACAGUUUAGAACAAACUGAAGAGGUCGUUGAACAACAAGUGCAGAAGAAGAUCGUUCAAAAACCAAGGAUUCCUGAUCCAUCUGAAUCUACUGUACAUGGUAAAGAAGUGCACGUAGCCAAGCAGAAGCAAAUACAAAAAGAAGUCGUAGGCGAUACAGAGAUUACUCGAAAGAUCACAUCCACUGAGACUACUGAGGUGGAGCACAAAGCUCAAACACACGAAAGAGUUGUCGAAGGACCUGUUAAGCCUAGCAAACCCCCCGUAUUUACUAAGAAAAUGCAGCCAUGUCGAGCAUUUGAACACGAGCAAGCCAGAUUUGAAGUAGAAUUCGACGGUGAGCCAUUACCUACCAUUAAAUGGUAUCGUGAGAACUUCCCGAUCAAGAACUCUCCUGAUUUCCAAAUUCACACGUUCAGCACAAAGUCUGUUCUGAUUAUAAGGCAGGUGUUUGUUGAAGAUUCUGCAGUAUUUGCUGCUGUUGCUGAGAAUAGAGGUGGUACUGCAAAGUGCAGCGCCAAUUUAGUAGUGGAGGAGCGUAGACGUCAAGGCAGAGGAGGUGUCACACCGCCCAGUUUUACGUUGACUGCACAGAAUGUUAACGUGACUGCUGGCCAGCUCGUGAGAUUUGACACUAAGGUUACUGGAACCAAACCUAUUGAUGUGUAUUGGCUGAAAAACGGUAAAAAGGUUCAACCUGACAUUAGAAACAAGAUUUUAGAAGAAGAUGGUACUUUCACACUUCUUAUUCUGGAAGCGUACCCGCAAGAUUCGGGCAAAUACGAGUGCGUGGCUAUCAACAGUGCUGGAGAAGCAAGAUGCGACGCCGAGUGUGUGGUCAGCGCACCUGCUACCAAAGAGAAGCCUAAACCUCAAGCCAAAGCUGCUAACGCUCCUCCCGAAAUCAUCGAACCUCUAAAAGACAAGGUCGUUACUGAAGGACAAGCCAUCGAAUUCAGCUGCAAGAUAGUGGGCAAGCCGACACCUACAGUUCAAUGGUACAAGGGAGAUAAGUUGAUAAAGCCGUCGAAAUACUUCCAAAUGUCAAGGACUGCUGACGAAUACACUCUCCGCAUUUCCGAGGCUUUCCCAGAAGACGAGGGUGACUACAAAUGCGUUGCGUAUAACUCUGCGGGCAGAGUGACCGUCGCUGCUAAGCUGAAAGUGACUCAACCAGACCAGGCUGACAACCUUCCCACCCUGACACCUCUUCGCGAUAUCGUCGUCAACGAAGGACAACCCGCUCAAUUCAAGACGCACAUUACCAGCAAAGUGAAGCCUACGAUCCAAUGGCUGCGUGAAGGAGCUUUGAUCCCUGAAACUCCUGAUUUCCAGAUGAUCCACGAGGGCAACAACGCCGUGCUGUUGAUCGGCAACACGUACGAGGAGGACACCGGCACGUUCACCUGCCGCGCCACCACCGCCGCCGGCCAAGUCGAGACCUCGGCAAAGCUAGUCGUCAAAAGUAAGACAUAGAUACAGGCAGCGAGCUCGCGUCGCGCACUUUAAUCCAUUAAUGUAGUGUUUCUUUGUUUCAUCACUAUACCUCUAUGAGAUCGGGUGAAAACUACUAUUUAUCAAAUUCGAAAGUUGACAAGCGAAUACACUUUAGAUGGCUUCACACAAUCGUAGCGGUUUCCGCAGUAAUGACUCUCGCCCGCUUCUAGACCGCGCCGGCCCGGUCGUGGUGUUAUGGCACACGGUCUGGACGACCGGCUGACGACCCUCCUCGACCGCGCGAUCGUUCGAUACCGCCGGGCGCACUCUAACAUUACCUAUACUUGCAACCGAGAACGAUAGACGACUUAACUCAGUAGCACUAUUUGAGCGAAUUUCCGCAUCUAACAACGCUGUACAUUUAAGCUUUUUGUGUAAAUAGUCCUAGUCGACCACGAGCAGGCACGCGGCAGGACACCAGGGGCCGAGCUGGAGCUACCUUUAUGGACAGGACACACGUAACAUGUGAUUAACACGACACAAAACAUUCUACGACUGUUUUGUUUUGCUUUACCGCUACGAUGUUUACUAAAUUUUGUAAUUAUUGAUCGUUUAAAUCAUGACAUAGAGACACAUAGCAAAACGAGAUGCGUCUUUCGACGAACUGUAAAAUGUAUUUUUCACCCAAUACUCUAUUUUUAAGCCUGCGCUAGUUAAUGAUUUAUUUGGCCUUAUUAACCUCAGAAUUGUUGAGUCACGACGCUUUUUGUGUUGAGAUCUGACCUGUGAAACUUAUGCAAAUGAUCUCAGUCUUUGUUCUAGUAAGAACUUUCCGUUUCACUGAACGUAUGUUGUCAAGUGAUCGCCGGAACUGGGACUUGCGUGGGCUUCAGCGGUCUGCGAUCGGUACCCGUGUUCGAGUUUGCUUUCUGUGUAUAUAAAACGAUUAAACAACGACGACGUAAGAGUUCCCGCUUCAGCUUUGUCCUCGAGCAUGAGUAAUGUUUGUAUUGUCCAGUUUAGAUUGGAGUUCCGUCGAGUCCGUUGCUCUAACCCACCGCACGCAGGCCGCGCGUUGCCCGCUGUCAUCUAACGCCCCACUAACCGUCACUGUCGUCCCCGCGCCCGGGUCGUCCGUCCGCCCGCCCGCCCUCGGCCCGCGCCGCUGUCAACUGUCAACUGUUCGGUGACAAAGAAACAUAAAACUGACCACUACUCUCAAAGUACGCACGCACUACUUGCCUUGCCAGUUUCUAUGUUUUGAAAACACUGCCGAUGUUUAUGACCUAAUGUUUUCUGCAAGUACAAAUCCGAAUUGAAUGAGAUUUUAUAGUUUAACGUUACAGUGAUUUUUAACUUAGUUUGUUUUAAGUGCACGAUAUUGUUAAAUUAAAUUGUGUUGUAUGUUUCACCUAAUUGUA
Molecule: messenger RNA, 16013 nt
Organism: Ostrinia furnacalis (Asian corn borer)
Lineage: Eukaryota; Metazoa; Arthropoda; Insecta; Lepidoptera; Crambidae
Gene: Kettin
Product: kettin protein
Exons: 21
Coding region: 196-14631 (4811 amino acids)
Source: RefSeq, a predicted model, not a curated record